Caenorhabditis sp. 36 PRJEB53466 is the source of this 1962-nucleotide messenger RNA. The record is from the annotation of a GenBank genome assembly. NCBI's taxonomy places the organism in Eukaryota, Metazoa, Nematoda, Chromadorea, Rhabditida, Rhabditidae.
AUGGAGGAUGUCGGCGAGUCACUUGACAAGUAAAAACAGGUAUUAUGAACUUUCCAAUUGAAGUUGUACGUUUCAGAAGUCCAGAAGUCGUGGAGUUGUGCGUAGAAGAGCCGUCGACAUCGAAAGAUCCGUCAAAAAGUUCAAAGCCGAGAAAGAGCCGACGUGCGAAAGUUUACAAAGAACUUCCUCAGAAUCAGUGUCCGUCGGUGUGCCUUAUUUGUAGACAUCCGGCCGCUGGGCACCACUAUGGGGUAGGGAAAAACUAAAAUCGUUCAAACAGUUUUAAACAUUGCAUUUGCAGGUUCCCUCGUGCGUUGGGUGUAAGACGUUUUUCCGGAGAAGCAUAAUAUCUGGUCACAAGUAUAAAUGCUUCAAACUCAGCAAUUGUCUGGAUACCGACAAACCAGCAGGUACAGUUUCUAUACUAUUAUCUAGCAAGACCACGGUGUCAUUUUCCAAAGAUUUAAAGUUGUAAAGCCUUACAAAUUCACAAUAUCAUUUAUCUUCCAGAAUCCCAAAGGAUGUGUCGAGCGUGUCGAUUCGAGAAGUGUGUUCAGUCGGGAAUGGAUCCUCUGGCCAUUAAGGCCGAAGUGAAAUGCGACGAAGGAGAGGCGUUGCGCGCGAGAAUCGUCGAGAAAAGAGCCACUUUCGACAACAGACUCUCUUUUUUGAGUUUCGAGGAUAAAGUGUCACGAGUUAUCGAUCGACUGAUGGCGGUCGAGACGAAGCUGGAAGGAGUGCACAACAACGGAAUGCCGAUAGGUUUCCAGGACGUGCGCGAUCUGAGGACCGUGCUCGCUUCGAAAGUGAUCUACGACAACACGAAGAUUCCGGCGAUGAGCUACCAGCCCGUCAAAUGCUCCAAACACACAGGACUGUGAGUUACUGUCUUGACCAUGAAUGAAUGUGAUACCGUCGAUUCAAAACGAUUCUCCUCGGCUGCCGAUGAAGUUAUCAAAAAGUUGACAAUUGAUAAAAUGUACACAAUGUACUAAUGAACAAAUUAUUAGUUGUCAACUUUUUGCUACUUCUACCGGCAGCCGAGAUAUAUAUAUGAUCGUUUUUAAUAAAUGACAUUGGGAAAUGCAAUUUUUUCGCAAAACUCGUCAAGAAUUGAUUCUCAUACUUCCCUAACAAUAUUCCUUUUCUAUUUUUAAAAAGUGAUUCAAUAUUUUCAGUCCAAAGCGGCGGAGUCGUAAUUUCGUGCACGCGAGUUGUUUGGCCUCGAUCGAGUACUCGAAAACGUUCGAUUUCGCGAAUGCACUCGAGAUGGACGCAAAGGUCGGUUCCUGAUUUGUGACGUUACGGCGACGACGUCACAGACUUUCUGAUCGACGCGCCGCGACGAAAGAUCGCAUCCGAAGCGAUUAGCAUCUUAUUCCAGGUUGUUCUAAUGAAACAUGUCACUUUGAUGUGUGCCAACUUGACGAAUGCAUUCACGACGUUUGCAAAGUUGAAAUCGGACCGACUCGUCUAUCCGGACGGGACCGUCUACGGACCGCCCGCCCGGAAGAUGGGACCGCUUGUCGAGAAGCAGAGAGCCUUUCUGCAGAGCACUUUGAGAGCCCUCAUGAGGAAUAACGUCAAUGAGACCGAGUACGUUCUGCUCAAAGCGAUCGUCGUCUGCAAUCCAGGUUUGAUUUUUCGGAUGGCACCCGACCACAAGGGACCACGUUUCCAGCAGUGCCGGAUCUUUGCUCAGACGAUGCGAAACACCUGCAAAAGGAACGGGAGAUCUACGCGCACUGCCUCUUCCGAUACUGUCUGACACGACACGGAAGUGUGGACGGUCCCAGUCGAUUUGUGACGCUGUUGGCCAUCUUUCACGUGUUCGAGAAUCAGCAAAAGGAGCAGAAGGAUUUGUACGUGUACGUGAAAGCGGUACAUGCGCUGAAGCACAAGGAUCCGGAUGAAUUGAGCAGGAAACGGAUUAGUGUGCUGCAUGAUCAGAUUAUGGAUUGA